GUUCUGUUUAUGACUCGGUCAUUUUUGUUGCGACUGUAAUUGAACAUGUCGCACAGGAAGUUCUCUGCUCCCCGUCAUGGGUCUAUGGGGUUCUACCCCAAAAAGAGAUCCCGCCGUCAUCGUGGUAAAGUGAAGGCAUUCCCUAAGGAUGAUCCUAGCAAACCAGUGCAUUUAACAGCUUUUAUCGGUUACAAGGCUGGUAUGACCCACGUGGUACGUGAACCCGACCGUCCUGGAUCCAAGAUUAACAAGAAAGAAAUCGUGGAAGCUGUCACUAUUAUAGAGACUCCACCCAUGGUAGCAGUUGGUGUGGUAGGCUACAUUGAAACUCCCCAUGGCCUCCGAGCUCUGCUCACUGUAUGGGCUGAGCAUAUGUCUGAGGAUUGCCGACGCCGGUUCUACAAGAAUUGGUACAAGUGCAAGAAGAAGGCAUUCUCAAAGGCCAGUAAGAAGUGGCAAGAUGAGCUGGGCCGUAAGUCCAUCGAAAAAGACUUCAAGAAAAUGAUCCGCUACUGUAGUGUGGUCAGGAUCAUUGCACACACCCAGAUGAAGUUGCUAAAGCAACGUCAAAAGAAGGCACAUAUUAUGGAAAUCCAAAUCAAUGGUGGAUCCAUUGAAGACAAAGUCAAAUGGGCCCGUGAACAUCUUGAAAAGCCUAUACCCAUUGACUCUGUAUUUGCCCAAGAUGAAAUGAUUGACUGCAUUGGUGUCACCAAGGGCAAGGGUUACAAAGGCGUGACUUCACGUUGGCACACCAAGAAAUUGCCACGUAAGACACACAAAGGUCUUCGUAAGGUUGCUUGUAUUGGAGCAUGGCAUCCUUCCCGAGUCAGCUUCACGGUUGCUCGUGCUGGUCAGAAGGGGUACCAUCAUCGUACUGAAAUGAAUAAGAAAAUUUAUCGCAUUGGUCAAGGAAUUCACACUAAGGAUGGGAAAGUCAUUAAAAACAAUGCUUCAACUGAAUACGACCUGUCAGAGAAGAGUAUCACUCCAAUGGGCGGCUUCCCUCAUUAUGGCGAAGUUAAUAAUGACUUUGUUAUGAUAAAGGGUUGUUGCAUGGGACCUAAGAAGCGAGUGAUUACCUUGAGAAAAUCUUUACGAGUCCACACGAAGAGAGCGGCCCUUGAGAAGAUAAACUUAAAAUUCAUCGACACGUCAUCCAAAUUUGGUCACGGUCGCUUCCAAACGCCGGCUGAUAAAGCAGCCUUCAUGGGUACACUCAAAAAAGACAGGAUUCGUGAAGAAGCUGCUGCUACCACUACGCCAGCUGCUGCUCCACAGUCUUAAAUAUUUUUGAACUGUGAAUAAAUAUGAAAACUUACCAAAUGUUUUAUUCAUAUACCAUAGAAUGGGCGUUGCCUUAGGGUUAUUUAUACUCGCGCAGAGUCGAAGCGCAUCGAAACUUAAAUUGUUCACAGCUAAAGCAAAGUUGUACGAAUACGCUUUUAACAGCAGUGCUAUUGCACAGGCUUAGUUCCGACUGAUGACGCGUAGGUUCGUUAGUGAGCGCGCGGAUUCGAGAGUGCGCGCCAAUCAACGUUGGUCACGCGCAGACGCGCGAAUUCCGUCGAAUGAGCGCUCGCGUCUUUUUUAAAUCUGAAGUAAUGUGUCCAGUCUAUAGAUGUAAGGCUGGUUUAAAACCAAUUAAACCAAUCUGUUUAAAACGAAAAAAACCGUUAAAACCGAAAUCAACCAUUUUUUUGGAUUUAAAACGGUUGGUGUUGAUGACUAUGUUUUUCUACCUAAGUUAUAAAAACUCUUAUCAUAAGUUAAAAAAAAUC
Molecule: messenger RNA, 1781 nt
Organism: Chilo suppressalis (striped riceborer)
Lineage: Eukaryota; Metazoa; Arthropoda; Insecta; Lepidoptera; Crambidae
Source: the annotation of a GenBank genome assembly